UGAGUCUUUUAAAGAUUCUAACGGUACUCAAAAUGAUCAUCUUAAGUGUCAAAAUUUAAGGUGUCAACUCUCAAUUGCGCAAACCAAAGCCUCCGCUGCAGAGUCCAAAAUUUCGGAUUUAGAGUCUAAACUUUCGGUUGCUGAAGAAAAAAUUACGGGAUUAAAAUCUAAACUUUCUAAUGCUGAAUCCAACUAUCACAUUACCCUUCUUGAAAAUAACAAACUUUUUUCUAAGGUUAACGAAUUACAAUAUGAAAAUUUAUGUCAAAGAGCUUCACGAGAGGGAACACCGAUUACUCAUGAGAGUGUCUCAGCUGCUGUAGCCUGCUCAUGGAGAGGAGAGCCGGAAAAUAUGGUAGAACACUAUGAGGAUAUUGCGAAAGAGGUCAACCGUAUUUAUAAUCUAAAGUUCCCGAAACCGACUUCUCCCCAGAAAGGAUCGGGAGUACGUCAACCACAGCGAAGAAGUAAUGAUAACGCUCUCACGCAUAAUUGUUAUUACUCUCACGAGUGUACAACAUAUUCCGUUUCCAUCGAUAUCGGACACUCUAUAUUCACACUUAAUAGGCCUUCAGUGUGUUCGACAAUGCCUUUGUCUAAUUCUUAUUCACCUACAUACCUCGUCGACAUUUCAUAUGCCAUAAUUAUCUCAUAUUCAUUCCUUAACACGGCUUCAUUUAAUUAUAUGGAUGAGGUCACUCAAAAUGAACGAGAUUUUGCAACUGCGGCUCAUGCUUAA
Acaulospora morrowiae is the source of this 739-nucleotide messenger RNA. NCBI's taxonomy places the organism in Eukaryota, Fungi, Glomeromycota, Glomeromycetes, Diversisporales, Acaulosporaceae. The record is from the annotation of a GenBank genome assembly.